Colossoma macropomum (tambaqui) is the source of this 6259-nucleotide messenger RNA. It is a transcript of the gene ssh1b, whose product is annotated as slingshot protein phosphatase 1b. The transcript is spliced from 15 exons. The coding region runs from base 228 to 3170 and encodes 980 amino acids. Gene Ontology annotation, cellular component: cytoplasm. NCBI's taxonomy places the organism in Eukaryota, Metazoa, Chordata, Actinopteri, Characiformes, Serrasalmidae. Gene Ontology annotation, molecular function: protein tyrosine/serine/threonine phosphatase activity; actin binding. Gene Ontology annotation, biological process: negative regulation of actin filament polymerization; actin cytoskeleton organization; protein dephosphorylation. The record is from RefSeq and is a predicted model, not a curated record.
GGAAAAAUAUUGGAAAAAAAUAUCAGACUUGUGCUUGACGCAAGCGAGCAACGAUAUCACACUUGUACCUAACGCAAGCAAGCAACGAACUGAGUUGGACCAAAACCGAAAAUGGCUUUUAUCAGUGUGGUGAAACCGUAAGACUGUGGAGCGCGACGGAGAAUAGCUACCUGGUUUUUUGAGGGGGGCGGUGAAAGAGGAGGCAGCUCUUUCCUUCCGCUCCAGCCAUGGCUCUUGUGACCCUGCAGCGCUCCCCUACGCCUACCGCGGCGUCCUUGGUCAGCACCGCGACCCUAAACGCGGAGGAGGAUUUGGUGAGAGAUGAUGGUCAAAGGGCAAGUCUUAGUCUCAACGAAAGUUUUGUUAUGGUAAAAGGAGCAGCACUCUUUUUACAGCAGGGUGCCCAGGGCCCCAAAACGCCAACCCAUCAUAAGAUAACAGGUGAUCUACCCCAGCACCUGCAAGCGAUGAUUAACGCCCUCCGUUCCGAGGAUAAAAUUAGACUAGCUGUAAGAUUGGAGAGCAGUUGGUCAGACUAUGUGCGCUAUAUGGUGGUUGUUUACACCAAUGGCCAUCAAAACACAGAGGAGAAUAUACUGCUUGGUAUGGAUUUCACAAACAGUGACAGUAAAAUGUGCUCUAUUGGAAUGGUUCUGCCCUUGUGGAGUGAUACCAAGAUCCACCUCAAUGGGGACGGAGGUUUUAGUAUCAGCACAGCUGAAAGGUCUCAUGUCUUUAAACCUGUGUCUGUGCAGGCCAUGUGGUCAGCUUUACAAGUGUUGCACAAAGUGUGUGAAGUGUCUUGCCAGUAUAACUACUUCCCUGGGGGCAUGGCCUUCACCUGGAUGGGCUUCUACGAAAGCUGCAUCUUCUCUGACCAAAGCUGCAUCAAUGAAUGGAAUGCAAUGACUGAUCUGGAGACCACGAGACCGGACUCCCCUGUCUUGUUCUCUGAUCAGCCAACUGAGAGAGAAAGAACAGAAUGUUUAAUCAGAACAAAACUACGAAGCACAAUGAUGAUACAGGACCUGGAGAAUAUUACAUCCAAGGAGAUUAGAAUCGAGCUGGAGCAGCACAUGAGCUUAAACCUGCGAGAGUACAAGGAGUUCAUUGACAACGAAAUGCUGCUCAUUCUGGCCCAAAUGGACAAGGCCACACUGGUCUUUGACCACCUUUACCUGGGCUCAGAAUGGAAUGCUUCCAACCUUGAGGAGCUCAGAGAAUGCGGGAUUGGCUAUAUCCUUAAUGUCACACGGGAAAUUGACAACUUUUUCCUAGGAACAUUUUGUUAUUACAAUGUUCACGUCUAUGAUGAUGAGGCAACAGAUCUGCUGGCUCACUGGAAUGAAACCUACAAUUUUAUAGUGAGAGCCAAAAAAAACAACUCUAAAUGUCUAGUGCACUGUAAGAUGGGAGUGAGCCGUUCUGCUUCCACUGUCAUCGCCUAUGCUAUGAAAGAGUAUGGCUGGUCACUGGAGAAGGCGUAUCAUUUUGUCAAACAGAAGAGGAGUAUAGCACAACCCAACCCAGCAUUCAUGACGCAGCUGGCUGAAUAUGAAGGCAUUCUAGACUCAAGUUGCUUUUUUUGUCACUGCAGCAAGCAGCAACACAACAAACUCUGGCAGCCAGAUUGUGACAACAACUCACUGGAGGACCUCCAAGCAGCAGGUGCCAGUGGUUCCCAGAUGCUUCCUGAGCAAGAGCUGUGCACAUGGAGCCACAAGGAUGCCAGCACGUACCCUUGCUGUGGAGAUGAACCCACAGACCACCUCAACUACAAUUACUACUUCCGCCGGCUCUCAGACACAGCCCUGGACAGUGGACCGUCCACACCAGUGCGUGGCCUGCCACUGUUGGGCAUGGAGCAUGUCUUCAUUGAGAUUGAGGAUGUCGAACGGGAUGCGCUGUUGGAUGACGAGGCUUUUCCCACAGCCCACCUGGGCCUGCCCAGUGAGGGCACUGCAGCACAAACCUAUGGCCGGCUUGAGCCCCUGGAGGACAUGCGUUUGCGGCUGGAGUUCAGCACAGUGGAGGAGGAGGACGAGGAGGAGGCACAGAAGGAAGAGGCAGAGAUGGCGGCUCUGGCUCGGGGGGAGGAGACAGCUCCCAGUGGGAGGGAGGAGGUGAGCCUGGCCAAUCCAAACCGCUUCAACAACGAGAACACCAACAAUAGCAACCGUCUGGCUGGCAAACGCAGCUGCCCUUCUGGCUUUGACGACAGUGCUAGCAGCGGAAACAAAAUGAAGCCCUCUUAUCAGUCAUGCCGAGAUUGCCUGCAUCUGCCGGGCGGGCGGCGUUGUGAGCGCCGCACUCAUCGCCACAACAUUCCGCGCCACGCUGGCCUGUCCAGCAUUUCCAUCCAUGCCACUGGGGCCGAACACCUUAGCUGCUUGCCCAUUCUCUGCCAGCUGCCCAUUGCUUCUAGGCACCAGCUGUCUCGCUGCACUGGUCGCAUUGCCACUGCACCAGCUACAAGUAUGGACACUUACUGCCAAUGCCUGACCUCCCCUAUGAGCUGUGAACAGCUUGCCUCUUGUAACCUUCAAUGCCAUUUGGAGCCAGAGGACAUGGAUGGGCUCCAGGUGAUGUAUGAAGAGGAGGAAGAGGAUGGGCCAAAAGUGGCCCCUGCCAGCCCUGGCACAGAGUUCACAAUAUUGAAGCUAAGCCUGCAGAGUGAGAGGCCCCUGGCAGAGCUCCACCAGGACACCCACCUGUAUGAAGAAGACAGGCUUGGACGUCAGAGACCAGAACAGCUGGAACACAUGGAUCUGGGCAUGGACGAGGUUGUCACAGAGGACAUGGAAGUAGACUUGGGCUCAAUCCCCAGUACAUCCCUUCCCCUUCUGAAUCAUUCCAUCACAAACUUCACUGCAGCUUCCCUGCAACACUGGGCCAUGAUACGCAGCUCCAGCAGUGAAAACAUGCAUGGGGCACAGCUAGGUUUAGUCCACCAGCGAGCACAGGAAAACGGAACACGCUUACGCUUGACUGGACUGCCUACAUCCUCCAGGCUCAAACGUUCUAACUCACUGGCUAAACUUGGUGGCCUGGCCAUUUCCACACAAGACUUGUCAUUUUCUUCAGAGAUCGAGCCUGUCACUAAUAAAAAAUCUCCCAGCUCACCUACACAUGCAGUAUUGGCACCUUUGCUGUAUACUUUCCCUGGCUAACUUUUGAUAAGGUAAGAGAUUGCUUUCACAAUGUACAGUGCACAGUAUAUGUAGUUGCUCUGCAUUCUGAAAGAGGCCCACAGUUAUUAACUGUGACUUGAGGCUGGUCUUACAAAAUGCCUCACAAGUGCAUUUAGGUAAUGGUCACAUCUCAGUCCUCUUGUUAGCUGUUUCUUAUACAGACAGUUCUUAUAGUUAGUGUAGUGAACCACAUUUCCCAUCUCUAUCUGUGCUAUAACUGUGGCUGUGCUUAGAGAACUUUAAAGAAUAUAAACCCAAUUUGGUUGUGGUCUUGUGCAAAUUUUUAGGAUUGAAAUUACUAGUAGAACACUAGGAAGGUGUAAAUAAAAAUUAAGAAGUGGUAGAUAUGUCCAGAAAGUAAAAUUAACAUCCACAAUUCCCUUCCAAGAUGUCUCUCAUUUACUUUUUGUAGAAACACUGUCAAUGAUCAAAACUAGGGAUUUGGGUGCAUCAUAUCAGAGUACAGUGGGCAGUUGGGAAGGGGAGAUUAUGCUAUGCAUGCACCCAUGCAGUUUUAUCAGAAGUCACUUACAUUCAGUGGGUGACGAGUGAAAGGGCUGGUGUGGCAAGCAUUGAAAAAUUUAUUUUAGAAAACUUUUAUUUAUCUGAACUGUUUAGUAUUUAAUUAGAGCUCUGUAGACUCUAGAUGCUUUAGCGCAUAAAAUAUCAAAAAUCAUAUUGUAUUAAUAACCUCCUAAUAUUUGCACCUAUAUUUUUAUAAUAUAUAAUACACAGUGUAGUGUUAUCCAGUUAUGUUUCAAGGAAACUUGGUUUCAAAUAAUUUGAUUUCACCUGUGAAGUAAAUUGCUGUUCCAGAGCUUUUAUUUGUUUCUCCAUCACCACGGCAUUUUUUUUUUAUAGAAGUGUUAUAUACUCUAUAAGAAGUUCCAAUAUUGCGUUACUGUGCGAACUAAAACAGUCUUAACUAGAAAACACCAAUUGUAAACACUACAUGUAGAGGUAGGUGAAGACAUUGCCUUAAAUGACACUAAACUGUUCUGUGAAUAUAAAUAUGUAAACUGUUUUAUAUUGUGUACUGUAACACUAUAUUACGAUGCCCAUAGCCUUUUUGAAGAGUGUAUGUGAACAAUAAGUUUUGAUGCCACUCCACAAAAGUGGGCUAUAGACUAAACAAGGCUCAUGAGGAAAAGAGGAUAGCCUAUUUAAGGAAUCCUAUUUAACAACAAUUUCCCAGAAUCAGUGUUGGCAAAUCCAAGUAAAUAUUGUUGAUUAAGAUAAAGAGAAGAAUGCAGUGAAAUGAAAAUGUAGAGGACUAUGUGUCUUAUAGCCUUUCUCCACUGUUCUUGUAUUUAUCAAAGAUUCACAGUGUGCUUCUAGCACAUAGCUUUUAAAAUGGAAUUUAGCUUAAGCUGUUUUUGUACAAAAUGUAGUGCGUGAUGUGCAAACAAGUUUUAGCUUUAACACAUCAGUAGCCCACAGUCCGCAAAUGUACCAGAGGAUGAAUAUUUUGAUGUAAAGUUGAAAUAUUAAAUUAUAAUCUAAUAAUAGGUUACAUGUCUGAGGCCAUAGCCUUUUUGCUAAAACCUGGUUUUGCAAUUUAUUUAUCAUAGUUAAGGUAUGUGUAAGUCUAAGAGGUCCAACUACAGUGUAUAAAGCUUCACCUUAUGGUAAUGAGCAGUACUUGCUAGUCGUUUGACUGCUGUUCAUUGCUGAGUAUAGCAGACCACCUAGUUGUAUGUGUGCCAUGCUGAAAUAUAAAGUAUUAUAAUUUAUUGCUGUAAAGAUGUUGUUUUAUUUGUUGCUUUUUUUUUCAUUUUGUGCUGCUGUUACAUUGUAUCCUCUUUAUUGAUGUAUUUUUGCAAGAUUUAAAGUAUGCAAAAAGGGUUGUGCAAUAAGUGAAAGCUAAAAUUUGAAGUGCAUCAGCAUUAUGUGCUGUGAAUUAGAGGUAACUUUUGAGUUCACAAAAAGUGAACGUAAAAAGGAAGGACACCUGAAGGACUAAGGUGACGUGUGCACUCUGUGUGGGACAAUCAGUUAUGUGCAGACAUUUUCUUUUUAAAGCUGACAUCUUUUUCAGCUUUCUACCAAAAUCUGUUUGAAGGUGGUUUAGACUUUUGAAUUUUUCAUUCCUUCCUUGUUCAACAAUACAUUGUAUAUUCUUGGAAAAAUGACUUAAUGGAUUGCUUCAGAGCUACAAGCAGAAUAAAAACCCCUCACCACCUCUAAUUUCCUCAUCUAAACAUGAUCUUGAUAGACUGUGACCCAAAUGUACAAUGCAUUUUGUGGCAAUGUGGUAUUAUUGUCUCUUGCUGUAAUCCGAAAUAUGAAUUGUAAUAAUGCCAUACAAACCAUCGCUCGCAGCAUGUUAUAAUCUUAAAAAAAAUAAAAGAAUCCGGAAUGACUAAAUCUAAAAAAGAAUCCAGAGACCUAUUAUCAAACUUUCAUUUUCAACAUUUUCAAUGUUCAAUGUAAGUAACAGCUGAGAAGGGGUGGAGAAUGUUAUAUCAGAAUAUUGUCACUUACCUGCUAUUUAUGAUAGUAACAAAAUUAACUCGUAUGUAUAAUGUGGCUCUUUGUGAUCACUUACAAACUUUUUAAAAAGGCUAAUUUUGAGUUUUCUAUGCUGCUCUUCCAUAGUUGAGUGCUGAAACUAUUGUUUUAGAAUAUGUUUCUUUUUUCAUACUUUGAAGUGCCUUAUCUAAGAACAUUUUUCAAUCUGUUUCUUCAAUGAAAUUGCUGCUUUUUGGUUUCUGUUUUGUAGCUUACUAUUUUGUAUUUUGAUAGAGUGGAGACCAAAGUCUUAAUUUUUAAGCCAAAUCUUUAAAAACAUUAGCACUUCAUGACAUUAAAAAACAACUUAAUAAAAAAAACAAAAUAAAAUUGGGACCGCCAUCCAACAACUCCAAAGCUCUAGGUGAAAUGACUGAAAAGAUGACUUACAGAAUAGCACAGUCUCACUAAUAUUUUCUUUGUUUCCCUGUUUUAUACUUAAAUCAUAUUUUUUGCACUGCGUAUAGACUAAGUUAACUUGUACUUUUUGUAAUAAUGUUAAUGUAGUACUGUCUUGUAAAUGAGAGAAAUAAAUUGUUUGCUGUCUGUAUCACCAA